This is a messenger RNA of Theobroma umbraticum, 1824 nucleotides long. RefSeq names its product pentatricopeptide (PPR) repeat-containing protein / CBS domain-containing protein. NCBI's taxonomy places the organism in Eukaryota, Viridiplantae, Streptophyta, Magnoliopsida, Malvales, Malvaceae. Gene Ontology annotation, molecular function: protein binding. The record is from RefSeq and is a predicted model, not a curated record.
AUGCCUCAAGUCCACGCCAUCUUGCCUUUACCAUCAAAAUGGCCGUUGCUGCAUUCCAAUAUUUUCUUUUCUUCUGCGCCAAUUCGACGUCGUUUGCGGAGGACCUUCUCUCCCACUAAACCUCCCAGUCUUAAACGUCUCACCUCUCGCAUUGUCCAACUGACUCGCCGCAGACAACUUCAUCAGAUAUUUGAGGAAAUCGAGUGUGCGAGGAGGGAAUAUGGGAAGCUGAACACGAUCGUGAUGAACGCGGUGAUGGAGGCUUGCGUUCACUGUGGAGAUGUUGAAAUGGCUCUCAACAUCUUUCAUCAAAUGGCUCAACCCCACAGUUGUGGUGUUGAUAUUGUCACCUAUGCUACACUCUUGAAGGGAUUGGGUCGGGCUCGAAGAAUUGAUGAAGCAUUCCAAAUACUUGAGUCUGUGGAGCAAGGCACCGCUGCGGGGAAGCCAAAUUUGUCAGCGCAGCUUAUCUACGGUCUGUUGAAUGCUUUAAUUGAAGCAGGAGAUCUACGCCGUGCUAAUGGUCUUCUUGCACGCUAUGGUUUUCUACUUCGUGAAGGCAGGAGUCUUUCAAUAUCUGCUUACAACUUGCUAAUGAAGGGAUACAUAGGCGCGGGGUGUCCUCAGGCUGCAAUAAACCUGCAUGAAGAGAUACUACGUCUUGGGCUAGAGCCUGAUAGACUGACAUACAAUACUCUCGUCUUUGCAUGUGUCAAGACUGAAAAUUUAGAUGCUGCUAUACGUUUUUUUGAGGAAAUGAAGGAUAAAGCACUGAGGUUAUGCCAUCUUGAUCUUUACCCGGAUAUUGUUACAUUCACUACGCUAUUAAAGGGUUUUGGGCAUUCUAAGGAUCUCCAUUCAGUUCAGAAGAUUGUGUUGGAGAUGAAAUCACGUCAUGAUUUGUUCAUUGAUCGUACUGCAUUCACUGCAAUGGUUGAUGCAUUGCUAAAUUGUGGUUCAAUCAAGGGUGCUCUUUGCAUAUUUGGAGAAAUAAUAAAGUGGGCUGGUGCGAAUGUGAACUUGAGGCCAAAGCCUCACCUUUAUCUCUCCAUGAUGCGUGCUUUUGCUGAUCAAGGGGAUUACAAUACGGUUAAGAAUCUGCAUGAGCGGUUGUGGCCAGAUUCUUCUGGAACCAUCUCCCUGGCGGUUCAAGAAGAAGCUGAUCAUCUUCUAAUGGAGUCUGCUUUAAAUAACGGGCAGGUUGAUGCAGCUGUGGAAAAUCUUAUGAAGAUUAUUAACAGAUGGAAGAAGGGUAUAUCAUGGACGAGUCGUGGAGGCAUGGUUGCUUUGCAUAUAGAGGUUCUUCUGGGAUUUACCAAAUCAAUGUUCAGCCCUUACUUGCUUCCUCAGGUGUUGCCAGGUGACCCCAUUGAGAGCAUCAUGAUGCCACUUGAAACAGUUAGGCCAGUACUUGGCACUUUGGAGUUGAAGAAAGUAGUAAUGCGCUUCUAUAGAGAUCCAGUUGUGCCUAUUAUAGAUGACUGGGGCAGCUGCACUGGGCUAUUGCACCGUGAGGAUUGUUAUGAGAUGAAUGCCCCACUUUCAACAAUGAUGAGAAGUCCACCUCCUUGUGUUACAACGACAACAUCCAUUGGUCAUGUAGUUGAUCUAAUUUUGCAACAGAAGUACAAAAUGGUCAUUGUUGUAAAGCAUAGCAACUUGAAUGGUACCACGCAUGGGUCUAGGGCAGUCGGUGUUUUUACAGCUGAACAAUUAGUUAACCUCAUGGCCCCUGUGCCAGAGGUGCUGAAGCAAAAACACUCUCUUUGUAGAAGAUUGACAAUGUUUUGAUGCAGUUGUUAUCUUCUGCCUUUUUUUUUUUUU